This is a messenger RNA of Rubroshorea leprosula, 4972 nucleotides long. Lineage: Eukaryota; Viridiplantae; Streptophyta; Magnoliopsida; Malvales; Dipterocarpaceae. The record is from the annotation of a GenBank genome assembly.
AGCAGAAAACCUAAACCCCAUAGCCACCCAACUCAAUGUCAUGCAGCAGCAGUUCGGCGUGUUUCAACUUGUGCUCGUGCAACUGUUAGCCAGGGAUAACCCAGGCGACCCCCUCAUUGCCCUACUCAAUCCCACCAACCAAAUACCUACCCAAUAGCCUCAACACAAUAUGACCUCACCAGCCCGAACUGCAACUCUACCUCGCAACGACUCUCCAGCCCACUCACACAUGGCACCUCUACCUCAGCCCCCACCUCAGUCGGCCAUCUCAGACCUUCCCAAAGGGAACUCCGAAAAAAUGCUACCCGAGAACCGAACUCCACAAACUCCGACCCUCUCGAGUUCAGCCCCAAUCCCCACCCCCCUCAAUCCCAACAUUCUCCAAGAGCCGUACCCGUCAGGGUUCCAAAUGCCACAGCUUGAAACAUACGAUGGCACUAAAAACCCCGAUGACCACUUGCAUGCCUUUUGCUCCAUUAUGCAGGCUCAGAAUGCCUCAGAUGCCUUGAUGUGCAAGAUAUUCCCUUCUACAUUGCGAGGAAACGCUCGGACCUGGUAUUAUAGCUUGCAGCCGAGCUCGGUCAGUUCCUAUGCCGAGCUGGCAGCGUUCUUUGCAACCAAGUUCUCCAGUCGUCGGUUAAUUAAGAAGACGACCUUCGAGCUCAUGCGAGUGGCCCAGAGGGAAGGCGAAUCCCUUAAAAAUUAUAUGAAUAGAUUCAACAAUGUAGUGCUCGAGAUUAGCUCUUUCAAUCAUGGUGUGGGGUUGGCUGCAUUGAUUGCAGGCCUCAAGCGUGACAGAUUCCGGGAUAGCCUGAUCAAGCAUGCACCUACCACCUUUGAUGAGGCCAACGAAAGAUCAUGGAAAUUCAUUCAAGCGGAGGAAUAUGCUUUGUCCGGCAAAGCAACUCCGAGUAAAGAGAGUCCCCCUGCCACCCGAGACCAUAGUAAGUACUGCGACUUCCACCAGGACCACGGCCAUACCACGGAGGAAUGUCAAAGCCUGAAGUCAGAACUGGAGGGCUUAGCUCGGAAAGGCAUGCUCAAUGAGUACGUCUCUAAGGGGGAUCAGCCUAAAUUCGUCCGGGAACAAGGACGACCAGGGGCACCUCGAGAGGCAAGCAACAGGGUCGGCGUUGGCUACCAACAAGCACCACCUCCACUCCCCCCACCCUCACGUAUCAUUCAUAUGAUCACAGGAGGGUUAGAAGCUGGCAUAAUGAGCUCAAAACAGCAGAAGUUGUAUGUUCGGGAAGUCAAACAUCAGAACCGGGUUCAGAAGAGAAAAUUCGAUGAGACAGAUUGGAGGAACCAACCCAUAACUUUCAGGGCAGUUGAUUUUGAUGGUGUUAUCACCCCACACAAUGAUCCACUCGUCACCUCGAUCAUUGUUAAUAGCUGUGAAGUCCACCGCGUCCUUGUUGACACAGGAAGCGCUUCGAACAUAAUGUACUAUCAUUGUUUCGAGAGCCUAGGUCUUGACCCAGCUCUCCUACAGAAAUAUGACGGUCCUAUCUACGGCUUCAACAAUCAACCAAUCCUUGUGGAAGGCGUACUCACGCUCAAGGUAGCCUUCGGUUCAGGUCGGACAUAUGUUACUCCGUCAGUUCGGUUUUUGGUCGUAAAGAUGGCAUCCUCUUUCAACAUCGUCAUCGGAAGGCUAACCUUGACAGAAAUCCGAGCUGUUGUUUCGCAGUCCCACCUAUGCAUGAAAUUCCCCACCCUUAUGGGAGUAGCAACUCUGAGAGGUAAUCAAGAAAUAGCUCGGCACUACUAUAUGACCUCGGUCACUUUACCUCGGAGGGAUAAGCUAGUAACGCCAGCUCCAAUUCAGGCAGAGAUACCAUCCGCCCAGCAGGUAAUGGGUAUAGAGCUGCCAGACUAUAGACUUGAUGACGACGCCAGAGCAACCCCAGUAGAAGAGACCUCGGCCGACAUGCCUGGGAUACCAGCUUCGGUUGCAGUCCACAAGCUCGGCACUAACCCUUUGAAAAAGCCUGUAACACAAAAAAGGCGUCUGUUCGAGGGAGAGAGGCUACAAGCAAUCAAGGAAGAAGUGCAGAAGCUCUUACAAGCGGGCUUUAUUAGGCGGGUAGACUAUUGUGAAUGGGUCGCCAACCCUGUCCUUGUCAAGAAGUCAAACGGCAAAUGGCAUAUGUGCAUAGAUUACACUAAUCUAAAUGACGCCUGCCCAAAAGACUACCACCCCUUGCCAAACAUAGACAAGCUGGUAGAGGCCGCAUCUAGAAAUGAAAGACUUAGCCUUUUGGAUGCUUACUCAAGAUAUCACCAGGUCCACAUGGCAUCCGAGGACGAAGUCAAGACCUCCUUCUAUGCCGGAGACGAGAUUUAUUGUUAUGUCAUGAUGCCAUUUGGGCUAAAAAAUGCAGGAGCCACAUACCAAAAAAUGGUGACUAUUGUAUUCCGAGCUCAGAUCGGCAGGAACUUGGAAGUCUACGUUGAUGACAUAGUGGUCAAGAGCCGCAGAGCAGAAGAUCACUUGACCGACCUGGGGGAGACAUUUAAUAAUUUAAAAAGGCACAGUAUGAAGUUGAAUCCAGCCAAGUGCGUCUUCGGAGUUGAAUCUGAAAAAUUCUUGGGGUUCCUAGUCUCUAGAAGGGGAAUAGAGGUCAAUCCCGAAAAAAUAAAGGCGAUAGAAGAGAUGAAACCGCCGAAGUCAAUCAAAGAUGUACAGCGCCUAACUGGGCGAGUGGCAGCCCUGCACAGGUUCAUUUCCAAAUCGACUGAUAGAUGUUUUCUUUUCUUCAAAAUCCUCAGAUCUACAACUCAGAAAGGCGAAACCGAGAAACCCAGAAAGUUUGAAUGGACUCCAGAGUGUCAAACCUCUUUUGAAGAGCUCAAGGCAUACCUUAGCUCACCCCCCCUAUUAACCAAAGCCGAAGAGGGGGAUACACUUUACCUCUACCUCGGAAUCUCAGAUACAGCACUCAGCUCGGUUUUGAUCAGGGAAACAGCACAGUUGCAGAGGCCAGUCUAUUACACAAGCAAAGUGCUACAGGGAGUCGAAUUGAGGUACUCCACGGCAGAAAAAGCAACUCUUGCGGUCGUCGCUACAGCCAGGAAGUUAAGGCCGUACUUCCAAGCCCAUCCCAUUGUUGUUCUGAUUGACCUACCCCUGAGACAGAUUUUGCAGAAACCAGAAUGUUCAGGCAGACUCAUCAAGUGGGUAGUGGAGUUGGGAGAGUUCCAGAUCACCUUUCAACAAAGGUCAUCAGUCCGAGGUCAGGCUCUAGCAGAUUUUGUAGUUGAGUGUACCUUCGACCAGAAAAACGUUGACACCGAAGUCGAACAGUGGACUCUUUAUGUGGAUGGUGCGUCUAACAGCAAAGGGGCAGGAGCUCGCGCGGUACUAAUUGGACCAGAACACUUCCGAAGUGAGCAUGCUCUGAAGUUCAACUUCGAAGCAACCAACAACAUGGCCGAGUAUGAGGCCCUUCUGCUCGAACUUCGUCUUGCGGUCGAACUGAAAGUCACAUCUCUCCAAGUCUACAGCGACUCCCAGCUGGUGGUCAAUCAAGUAAAUUCCCUUUGCGAAGUAGCAGACCCAGUUGUAGCCAAAUACCUAGCCCUCGUCUCUAAGCUGAAGUGCCAAUUUGAGCAAUUCAGGCUCACAAAAGUUCCGAGGUCAGAAAAUGAACAUGCAGAUUCUCUAUCACAACUGGCCUCCGACACCUCCCGAGGGGGGAGAUCUAUUUACGUUGAAGUCCUAAAUGCACCAAGCUUCCAGAAGAUAGAAGUACUGGAGGUCAGUACUGACCCCGAAACUGCAAGCUGGACUGACCCCAUCAAAGCCUACCUACAGGAUGGAACUGUCCCAACCGAUAAGCAAGAGGAGCUAAAGCAAGAGGAGCUAAAGCAAGAGGAGCUAAAGCUACGGAGAAAAGCGUCAAGAUACACCUUGCUUGAUGGCAUCCUGUAUAAAAGGUCCUACUCACUUCCCCUUCUCUACUGUUUAACCUCCUAUGAGGCCGAGUAUGCUCUCCACGAAGUGCACGAGGGUGUAUGUGGAAGCCAUGUCGGAGCUCGGACUUUGGCUCAUAAGCCAGCAGAAGAACUGAGAAACUUAGUGGCACCAUGGCCUUUUGCCCAAUGGGGGCUGGAUCUGCUGGGUCCUUUUGUCAAAGGUGUGGGGGGAGUAACACAUCUGGUUAUGGUGGUCGACUACUUCACAAAAUGGGUCGAAGCACGACCCCUAUCCGGUCUGACCUCAAGAAGGAUUGAAGAUUUUGUCUUCAGUGCAAUCAUCUGCCGAUACGGCAUACCGAAUCAAAUUGUCACCGACAAUGGGCCUCAGUUCAAUUGCACCUCCUUCAGGGAUUUCUGCUCCAGCUAUGGAAUUAAAUUACUGUUCACUUCGGUUUAUCACCCUGAGACUAAUGGAAUGGUUGAAUCAGUGAACAAAGCUAUUCUAGAAGGAAUUAAGCCGAGGACGGCUACAGGCGAAACGCCCUAUCAUCUGGCUUUUGGGACAGAGGCAAUCAUUCCCGUCGAACUCGGCGUCCCGAGCUUACGAGUUAGCCAUUUCGACUCAACCCGAAAUGACUUGCUACUUCGGGAAGACCUUGACCUCUUGGACGAAGUCCGUGAGCACGCUCGACUCUGGACAAUAGCAUAUAAGCAGAAGAUCGCCAACUUUUAUAACAAACGAGUUCAACCUCGAAGCUUCAAGAUUGGUGACCUCGUCCUCAGAAAGGCAGGACUCACCGGCUUCGAGACCCGCUUCGGCAAGCUAGCACCGAACUGGGAAGGCCCGUAUGUAGUGGCUGAAGUACCCCACCCCCGGCGCUUAUGUACUUCAAGACGCCGAGGGUAAAAGGAUUCCUAGAGUAUGGAAUGUAAACAAUUUAAAGAAAUUCUACUCUUAAUAAAGCUCAUUCUUGUUCAGCCUAAACGUUGCAUUUUUCGAAGUCCAGGCGCACUUCUUUUUACCUUGCAAUAAAUUACGUUCAUUUUA